CGGCUCUCCCGGGAGCGGCCCGGGGCUGCACCGGACCGGCGCCUGCCCGCUCCGCGCUGCCCUCGGCCUCGCCCCGGGCCCGGGCGGAUGAGCCGCGCGCCCGGGGGACAUGGAAGCGCUGACGCUGUGGCUUCUCCCUUGGAUCUGCCAGUGUGUUACGGUGCGGGCCGACUCCAUCAUCCACAUCGGUGCCAUCUUCGAGGAGAGCGCAGCCAAGGACGACAGGGUGUUCCAGCUGGCUGUGUCCGACCUGAGCCUCAACGAUGACAUCCUGCAGAGUGAGAAGAUCACCUACUCCAUCAAGGUCAUCGAGGCCAACAACCCCUUCCAGGCCGUGCAGGAAGCCUGUGACCUCAUGACCCAGGGAAUCUUGGCCUUGGUCACAUCUACCAGCUGCGCAUCCGCCAAUGCUCUGCAGUCCCUCACAGAUGCCAUGCACAUCCCACACCUCUUUGUGCAGCGCAACCCUGGGGGCUCUCCACGCACCGCCUGCCACCUGAACCCUAGCCCUGACGGCGAGGCCUACACACUGGCUUCAAGACCGCCUGUCCGCCUCAACGAUGUCAUGCUCAGGCUGGUGACUGAGCUGCACUGGCAGAAGUUCAUCAUGUUCUAUGACAGCGAGUAUGAUAUCCGUGGACUCCAAAGCUUUCUGGACCAGGCCUCACGGCUGGGCCUUGACGUCUCUUUACAAAAGGUGGACAAGAACAUCAGCCACGUGUUCACCAGCCUCUUCACCACCAUGAAGACAGAGGAGCUGAACCGCUACCGGGACACGCUGCGCCGCGCCAUCCUGCUGCUCAGCCCACAGGGGGCUCAUUCCUUCAUCACCGAGGCCGUGGAGACCAACCUGGCUUCCAAGGACAGCCACUGGGUCUUUGUGAAUGAGGAAAUCAGUGACCCUGAGAUCCUGGAUCUGGUCCACAGUGCCCUUGGCAGGAUGACCGUGGUCCGACAGAUCUUCCCGUCUGCAAAGGACAACCAGAAGUGCAUGAGGAACAACCACCGCAUCUCUUCCCUGCUCUGUGACCCCCAGGAAGGCUACCUCCAGAUGCUGCAGAUCUCCAACCUCUAUCUGUAUGACAGUGUUCUGAUGCUGGCCAACGCCUUCCACAGGAAGUUAGAAGACCGGAAGUGGCACAGUAUGGCAAGUCUCAACUGCAUACGGAAGUCCACCAAGCCAUGGAAUGGAGGGAGGUCCAUGCUAGACACAAUCAAAAAGGGCCACAUCACUGGCCUCACAGGGGUGAUGGAGUUUCGGGAGGACAGCUCGAAUCCCUAUGUCCAGUUUGAAAUCCUUGGCACGACCUAUAGUGAAACCUUUGGCAAAGACAUGCGCAAGCUGGCGACGUGGGACUCGGAGAAGGGUCUGAAUGGCAGCUUGCAGGAGAGGCCCAUGGGCAGCCGCCUCCAAGGACUGACUCUCAAAGUGGUGACUGUCUUGGAAGAGCCUUUUGUGAUGGUGGCUGAGAACAUCCUUGGGCAGCCCAAGCGCUACAAAGGCUUCUCCAUAGAUGUCCUGGAUGCGCUGGCCAAAGCUCUGGGCUUCAAAUACGAGAUUUACCAGGCCCCUGAUGGCAGGUAUGGGUACCAGCUCCAUAACACCUCCUGGAACGGGAUGAUCGGGGAGCUCAUCAGCAAGAGGGCAGACGUGGCCAUCUCAGCCAUCACCAUCACCCCGGAGAGGGAGAGCGUUGUGGACUUCAGCAAGCGCUACAUGGACUACUCGGUGGGGAUUCUAAUCAAAAAGCCCGAGGAGAAAAUCAGCAUCUUCUCUCUUUUUGCUCCGUUUGACUUUGCGGUGUGGGCCUGCAUUGCGGCCGCCAUCCCUGUGGUGGGUGUGCUGAUAUUUGUGUUGAACCGGAUACAGGCAGUGAGGGCUCAGAGUGCCGCCCAGCCUCGACCAUCUGCGUCUGCCACGCUGCACAGCGCCAUCUGGAUCGUCUACGGAGCCUUCGUCCAGCAAGGUGGUGAAGGUUCUGUGAACUCCAUGGCCCUGCGCAUAGUGAUGGGCAGCUGGUGGCUCUUCACCCUCAUUGUGUGCUCCUCCUACACCGCCAAUCUUGCUGCCUUCCUCACGGUGUCCCGGAUGGACAACCCCAUAAGGACAUUUCAGGACCUGUCCAAACAAGUGGAGAUGUCUUAUGGCACUGUCCGGGAUUCUGCUGUUUAUGAGUACUUCCGUGCCAAGGGCACCAACCCCCUGGAGCAGGACAGUACAUUUGCCGAGCUCUGGAGGACCAUCAGCAAGAACGGAGGUGCUGACAACUGCGUGUCCAGUCCUUCGGAAGGCAUCCGGAAGGCAAAGAAGGGGAACUACGCCUUUCUGUGGGAUGUGGCCGUGGUGGAGUAUGCAGCCCUGACAGACGACGACUGUUCAGUGACUGUCACUGGCAACAGCAUCAGCAGCAAGGGCUACGGGAUUGCCCUGCAACAUGGCAGCCCCUACAGGGACCUCUUCUCUCAGAGGAUCCUGGAGCUGCAGGACACAGGGGACCUGGAUGUGCUCAAGCAAAAGUGGUGGCCACACACAGGCCGCUGCGACCUCACCAGCCACUCUAGCACCCAGGCUGAUGGCAAGUCCCUCAAACUGCACAGCUUUGCUGGGGUCUUCUGCAUCCUGGCCAUUGGCCUCCUCCUCGCCUGUCUGGUGGCUGCCCUGGAGUUGUGGUGGAACAGCAACCAGUGCCACCAGGAGACCCCCAAAGAGGACAAAGAGGUGAAUCUGGAGCAGGUACAUCGGCGCAUGAACAGCCUCAUGGAUGAAGACAUUGCUCACAAGCAGAUCUCACCUGCAUCCAUCGAGCUCUCUGCCCUGGAGAUGGGAGGCCUGGCACCCAGCCAGGCCCUGGAGCCCACAAGAGAGUACCAGAACACCCAGCUCUCAGUCAGCACCUUUCUGCCAGAGCAAAGCAGCCACGGUGCCAGCCGGACACUCUCUGCAGGGCCCAGCAGCAACCUGCCACUGCCGCUGAGCAGCUCGGCCACCAUGCCCUCCAUCCAGUGCAAACACAGGUCGCCCAAUGGGGGGCUAUUCCGGCAGAGCCCAGUAAAGACCCCCAUCCCCAUGUCCUUCCAGCCUGUGCCUGGAGGCGUCCUCCCAGAGGCUCUGGACACCUCCCAUGGCACCUCCAUCUGACCGAACCGCCUGCCCGCCACCCACCCACCCACCCGACCAGCAGAGCUUUUUAAUACGAGAAAAUGACAACACAGACCACACACAUGUGCGCGCGCACACACACACACACACACACACACACACACACAGACUCUUUCAUUUUUCUUGUACAUAUGUGUAAAUAAUGACAGAAUGGAGUGGGGUAAAAGUGUAUUUUGAAUAUUCCCAAUUUUCGAAGUCAGUAAAAAAACCCACAAAAACUGUAUGAAUGACUUUGUAAAUUUUGUUCUAUAUGAAUAAAAAGGCAAAUUACUUGUGAUCAUUCUGAAGUGCCAAAGGAGCCCCAUGUUCCUGGGCCUUUCUGAGGGCAGGAAGGGCCAUCAGCUAAGGAGUCCCUUCCUGCUGGGGAGAAGGAAGAUGAGCCCCCAAUGCUGCUGGCUGCCAGGACUGCCAGCUUUCCCCUCCAUCCUUUGCUCCUGGCCCCUCAUUCCUCCUUGAGUCUCCUUGGGUAGGUAAAGAGUGAAUCUGGAGCCAGCCCUAGCCUGGCCCAUUGGGUCACUGUGCUGGAGGGUGACCCACUCUUCCGGUUGGCCUUGCUCUGAGGAAUUGCUCUGGACAUAGAGCAGUUCCAGACAGUCCAGCUCAAGAUGGUGACUCCCAUGUGUGUCAGUGUGCACUGCCCUCUGAAUCCCAGAGAAGCCGCCCGUAUUGAGGUAACAGGCUCUGAGGGCUUUGACACCAAUGUGUUCCAGAAUCAUCUUGUUUUUUACUUUCUUUUCCUGCUUAGAAGAGAUGGCCAUUGAUAGACUGGGAAAGAAGGGCAGGCCCCAUCAUUGUGUCUCAGAGGCUGGGCAGAGAUGGGAUUGGCCUGGUAGAUGGUCCUCGGGAUAGGGAGAUGUGAAGUGUGGUCAGUAGUAUUGAUCAGAUGAGGCAGUGGGGACAAGAGGCCAGGUGAAGAAAAGCUACAUGCUUAGAUUUGGGCUCCUGGCCCAAAUGAGAGAGGAAACUGGUCACAGUGCAGGGAGGAAAGGAUCCUGUUGGAAGGAGUUGGAGGUGAUGCCUCCCAGGUGAUGAAAAGUCUGGGAAACAGAAGAGAGGGACCAGGAAGAAAGGAGACUUGACUCUUAGGAGUGAAACCCAAGUGAAUCAAAGACAAAAACCUUCCAUCUCCUAAAGAAGUUGCUCUUAGCCUAAAAUCAAAGUGUGCCUUUGGUUCUCAGGCCCUUGAGGAAGUCACCCAAAGACAGACCCUGACACUAGUCCCCACUUCUGGUUUCACUACCUUCUCCAGACUAGGAAUCUUCAAGCAGUGAUCUGGUCAUGACAGUGUAUCUCCAGGCUGAAAGGACCUUAGAUCCUCCGAGGCCCUUCGGGGCAAUGAGCUUGCUUGGAAACCCCGUUUCCUAAGACUAAAACAAACUGAAGGCCUCACCUCCCUCUAUUGCCCUUUCUGGGGCAACUGAACUGUAGAACCAGAGAAAGAAUCAUCAGGAGCAGAGUAUUUGGAAGAAUCUGAGCUGUAACACUUCAGUAUCUCUCCUUCUGAAAACAAAGGUGAUUCUCAUCUCCUAACUUGUCAGGGUGGAGAACAGAGCCCCCAGGUCCUGGGCCUGUGGUCAUAGAGAAAUACAAAGUCCUAUCUGUUGCCUCUUCUUUGGCCUUGUAGAGUUCUCCAGAGAUGUAUUUAUGAGGGUGAUAAUUAGCCCAGGAUUGAUUUCUUUCCUACAGCCCCUAAUGUCAUGACAGAGCUUUAAGGAAUGGCAGCAUCACACAUUCAGCUAAAGCACCCUGGGAAAGAGUAUGUUUAUAAUAAUGUUAUUUUUCUUUGGACUCUGAGAGUGGCCUGAUGUUAGUGCAGAGAUGGUCCACUGAUCAGAGUGUGUGGAGCUUGGAGCUGGGGUGCAUGGCAGAGCCUAUGUGGGCUGCUGCCAUCACCCCAAGAAAGAACAGGCUUUGCUUUCAUUCCAUCAGCACUUUGGGGAACAGCCCUAGAAGGUCGAUUUUUUAUAUCUGUGGUCUCUCUGCCUUAUCUCAUACCUGAGUUGGGGUUUUUUUCCCCAGAGAUGCCCUGUGUUCUGAGGUAGAGCAUGGGUAUGGUUAUAUUGAUGUCUGCUUAGAUGGCUUUGCUUAUAAUGAGUGUCAGGGAGGGAAAGAGAUGGAGUGUGUGUGUGUCUGUGGAGGGGGGAGGGGGGGAGAGAGAGAGAGAGAGAGAGAGAGAGAGAGAGAGAGAGAGAGAGAGAGAGAGAGAGAGAGAAUCUCCGAGGGGAAAGUAUACUGCUUCUAAAAAACCCCAUAACAUCCCAUGAUGUUAUUCUUCACCAUAUUUAUGUUAUUUUUUAAGUUCCUACCCUUGGCAUGAGGGGAAAUGAUUGAUAUUCAAGCAAGUUUUCUAGAGGGAAAACAACAACAAAACCAGAAGAAUCUUCCCAACUCAGAUUUCUGUGUCAGCUCAUAGAAUGUAUCUUUUUUUCGUGCUUUGCUCUUUGGAUUUAUAACUCUGUUUAGACUAUUCCAUACAUUUUAGGUAUUUUUUGUGCCUUCAGACACUGCAAAUAAUAAUCAGCAUUUGGAUUAAAGUUGUUUAAU
Messenger RNA from Heterocephalus glaber (naked mole-rat), 5704 nucleotides. RefSeq names its product glutamate ionotropic receptor delta type subunit 1 (gene Grid1). Gene Ontology annotation, biological process: monoatomic ion transport. NCBI's taxonomy places the organism in Eukaryota, Metazoa, Chordata, Mammalia, Rodentia, Bathyergidae. Gene Ontology annotation, molecular function: ligand-gated monoatomic ion channel activity; signaling receptor activity. The record is from RefSeq and is a predicted model, not a curated record. Gene Ontology annotation, cellular component: membrane.